Molecule: messenger RNA, 2046 nt
Organism: Diplodia corticola
Lineage: Eukaryota; Fungi; Ascomycota; Dothideomycetes; Botryosphaeriales; Botryosphaeriaceae
Product: pt repeat family protein
Exons: 3
Coding region: 1-2046 (681 amino acids)
Source: RefSeq, a predicted model, not a curated record
AUGCCUCUUCGCAAGCACACUCCGAAGCGCCGGGCUCCCUACCUCGACCUCAAGCCCAUGGUCUCCGAAGCUGACCUCAACGCCACCAACAGGCCUCCCCAAACCAUCAAGCACCCAGCCUCAAAGGGCUCGUUUAGGCUCCACCGUCCGUCUCGUUACCUCCCCAGCUGGAGCUCCUCGCUUGAAGCAAUGGAUCUAUCCAGGCCCAAAAUGCCCGUCACAAUCACCUUCUCCGUGCCGGGCACCCGCCCACCUGUCUUCGUCGCCUCAUCGCUUACGAGUCCACCAUGGGCUCCGAUCGAGAUGGACAUAAAAGAUGAACGCACCACGGCUGGGGAUCUUGUUUUUGAGAAGACUUUCGAUGCUAUCGAGCCGGGUGAAUACCAGUACAAGUUCAGGCUCGGGCCUGGCGAUUGGUGGGUUUGUGACGAGAGUGCGCCGAUAGUAUGUGAUGAUUCGGGCAAUCGCAACAACCUUCUCCGCAUCACCGAGCCACGGUCGCCUGCUCUAGAUAGGAGUGAGCCUUCUCCAACGCGCAGCACAUCCUCUGCUCCUGAAGUCGCUACCGAAAACGCGACUUCACGCGAUCAGGCGGAGGACGGUGAAGCUGGUAAGUCACGUCCUGACCCUGCACCAGCCCCUCUUCCUUUUACUGUUGUCGACAAGGCCCCCGAUGCAGAGCAGCCUGUUUAUGGUGGCAAGAGGUCUUCCAGUCUUGGAGAGGAUGCGUCGAAACGCACAGCAGAUGCAGAGCCAGAUGGCGAGUUUGAACCACUUGAAACUAAUUCGAGCCUUGCAAAAUCAGAAACGCAAGAUGCCCUCUCAGUUCCCGCGGUCGUUGUCGAGAAGGUAGAUGAUGCGCCUGCGCAUGGAGAUGAUCUCGGAGCCGGUGCAACCCGAGGACAGCAUGAUGCUCACGCAAAGCGGGCCGCGGAUGCAGAGCCUGACGAAGUAGUUGUCACGGGCGAUGUCGACGAGCCAAAGGAGCUUUCCAGGCUCAGACUGGUUCCCGAGUCAGAGGGUCCUGGGGAGACCCAAGCGGUGGAAGAUCAACCUUCUCCGUUGCUGCCACACGAAGAACUGGAGCCACUCUCAGAUGAGGCCCCUCUACUUCCGCACGAGCGAUCUACGUCUGUGUCCAAUGCAGGAAGCGAAGACGACCAAGAUGCGGUUGCAUCAGCAGAUUUUGCCCCUGUGGAAUUCGACGGCGACGUCCCGCUGUUCCGCCACGAGUCGAUAUCUGUAGCUGACAGCCCCCCGAGGAGCCCUUCGCAGACGCGGCCGAAGUCCCACACAUCGCUUCAAGAUAUGAUGGACGAGGAGGAUAUCAAUGAUCCUUCGAUCGAGCCUUUCCCGACCCGCCGCGAGACAAUUUACGAGCAUCUUCAAACGCUGGCGGCGCACCACCGUAUGGAGGUAGAUAUCACUCUUCCAGAAGAUGCUGAGACUUCGCCGCACCGGAAGACGUCACGGUCGUCGUCAUCAGAACUCCUGCCACCUGCUUCACCGCUGGAUUCCAUUAAAGAGGCCGAGGAAAUCGAGGAAGAAGACGCCGACAAGCUGCCAUCACCGAUGGCUCCGGAAUCGGUAGUCGAACGGCCGAUCCCUGCUGUUCCCACACCUCCGUUGACGCCGAAGGACGAUGACAAUACCAAGAGACAUGAUCGCGCCGACUCCCUCGUCACAGUCACUGGCGAGGAAAGCUCCAGAGACGGCAAGAGCCAAGCUAACGACACGAACGGCACCGAGGAGCUGGCAGCCCAGACGAACGCGGAACCUGCCGUAGCCAGCGCCGAAGUUGAGCGCCCUUCCACUUCUCAUUCAGCCAAGGUCACGCCAAACCAGAAACAUUCUUCAUUCCUAAUCAAAUUCUGGAACAACUUGUUCGGUAGCUGGCUAGGACCGGUCGUCAGAUGGUUCUCGCGUGUGUGUGGAGGACAAGGACGUGCUACGGUCCUUGUUCUCGCCAUUGGCACCGCGAUAAUUGCUUAUUCCUUCCAGUCGACCCUUCUGGGAACUGAGGUGUCAAGUGUUGCAGAUCAGUAG